GAACGGCGGCUCCGACAAACGUUCUCCGGCGACACCUGCAGCGAUCUUCAUCUCCUUUAACACCGAAGGAACCUGCAGCGUUGAUGCGGUCACACAGGUUCGGCGAACCAGCGGGGUGACAGCCUAAUCUAUAGUGUAGAUUUUGUAGGUGUUGGCGAGCAUUACGACUUUGGUGAUGCUGAAGAGGGAGCCUGAGAAAGAUUGACUUUUAGGAUUAUUUCACUAUUUGUUUCUUUUCGUUAUGAGUUUAUUUUUGAAAUGUGGAACUUUAGUUUCAUGUUGGUUUCAGUUGGUUGAGUUGUAAUUUUGUAAUAGGUCUUAGUCUAUUCUGCCUGAGAUCGUCAUUCAAUUGAGUCGGUUAGAUUUAGCAAGUUGUGUUGGAUCUGAUAUUAAAAGAAUAGGCCAUUGGUGCUAUUCUUUCGAUGCAUUGACAUGUUGUUAGCUAACCAACUUCGCUAUUUCGGCAGGCGAGACUCUCGCUACGUAACCUCCAUCCUAAACUCUCCCUCUUUUUGGUCUCUGAGCAAAACUGUUGCUUCAGUGCCCACUCUAGAGACUUCCAUUAACAAGAGGGAGAGAAGAAGAUUGUUUUCUCUAUUAUCUGCUUCUGGAAUGGAUGCCAAUCCAACCUGUGCGUUGGUUUUGAGUGGAAAAACGGUGGCUGAGAAUGAAACUGCCAAAUUGCUGAAGAGGAGUGACACUUUGAAGCUCCCCGACGAUACUAAAAUUUCGGUUUUAUUGCACUCAGAAAGGGAUAAACCUUUGGAGGAAAAUGGAUUUCAAAUUGAUUUGUAUCUGAAUGCCCUUUCUACCGAUACUUUUGGUAGAUUCCUCAUUUGGUCUCCACGAAUUCCUUCUACUCAGGAUGUAAUUUCUCACAACUUUAGCAAUCUUCCACUUGGUGCUGUCUGUGUGGCUGAUGUUCAGUUCAAGGGAAGAGGUCGAUCAAAGAAUGUGUGGGAAUCUCCCCUUGGUUGCCUUAUGUUUUCCUUUACCAUUCAAAUGGAAGAUGGGUGUAUUGUUCCUUUAUUACAGUAUGUAAUAUCUCUCGCUAUUACUGAGGCAAUAAAAGAUAUUUGCGACAAAGAGGGGUUACCCUAUAUUGAUUUGAAAAUAAAGUGGCCAAAUGAUCUUUAUGUGAAUGACCAGAAAGUUGGAGGCAUUCUAUGUACUUCAACAUAUAGAUCAAAGAAGUUCAACGUUACUGCUGGUAUAGGUUUGAAUGUAGACAACGAUAAACCAUCAACAUACUUGAAUGGAGCUCUUACAAAUUUAUCCAGUACACCUUACAAGUUCAGAAAAGAGGAUAUCUUAGCAUUCUUCUUUAACAAAUUUGAAAGAUUGUAUGACGUUUUCAUAAAUCAAGGGUUUCAAGCUCUUGAGGAACUCUACUAUCAGACAUGGCUGCACAGUGGACAGAGAGUUAUUGUACGGGAAAAGAAAGAAGAUCAAGUCGUGGAAAAUGUAGUCACUAUUCAGGGGUUGACAUCUUCAGGAUAUUUGCUAGCUGUUGGAGAUGACAACCAAAUGUGCGAACUUCAUCCCGAUGGAAAUAGUUUGGACUUUUUCAAAGGACUAAUCAAGAGCAAACUGGUGUAAGAAUACUGCUUUUUCACUUUGCAACGAGUGCUGACUAUGAGCUGUAUGGAACGGAAUCACGUGCAAUAAGAAUAAGGGACAUUGGGUCUCUUUUUACAUUUAUAUUUCAUACAAUUGGGUCUUAGGUUUACAUAUAGGAGGAGGGAGGUUUAUAUGUUAUGGUUGAUUUCGUUGACUGAUGUAUAUACUAUUUCUACAGACUGAAAGUUUAUAAAUAAUUCUGGCCCUGAAUAUAUUUAACAUUAUAGAAAUUGAUUCUUUA
Messenger RNA from Benincasa hispida (wax gourd), 1861 nucleotides. Its product is annotated as biotin--protein ligase 1, chloroplastic-like. The record is from RefSeq and is a predicted model, not a curated record. Gene Ontology annotation, molecular function: biotin--[biotin carboxyl-carrier protein] ligase activity. Gene Ontology annotation, biological process: protein modification process. Gene Ontology annotation, cellular component: cytoplasm. NCBI's taxonomy places the organism in Eukaryota, Viridiplantae, Streptophyta, Magnoliopsida, Cucurbitales, Cucurbitaceae.